AUGAACAUCCACCUGAGGAUUCCCGACCAGACAGCAUGGCCGCCAGACCUCUGGGAGUCAUUAGGUGCCCGCGGUAGCGCUCAAAUGUCAGAUGAGCGAAUCAAAUCCUUGGGUAUCACCGAGCAUCUCACGCGUGCCCUGAACUCAUGGUGGGAACGAGACCCCGAAGCCCAGAAAACGUACCAAAAACUCCCCUUUGGCUCCAACAUAAGAUGUUCAGAAAUCAAAAUGAAACCCGAGGAUAUGGAGUUCCAAUAUCUUCCUAAAGAGAAUCUCGAUGAGCUUCUUCUGACCGUAAAGGAGCUCUAA
Talaromyces rugulosus is the source of this 309-nucleotide messenger RNA. RefSeq lists its product as uncharacterized. Lineage: Eukaryota; Fungi; Ascomycota; Eurotiomycetes; Eurotiales; Trichocomaceae. Bases 1 to 309 code for a protein of 102 amino acids. The transcript has a single exon. The record is from RefSeq and is a predicted model, not a curated record.